Messenger RNA from Seriola aureovittata, 4010 nucleotides. It is a transcript of the gene tmem222b, whose product is annotated as transmembrane protein 222b. NCBI's taxonomy places the organism in Eukaryota, Metazoa, Chordata, Actinopteri, Carangiformes, Carangidae. The coding region runs from base 35 to 589 and encodes 184 amino acids. The transcript has 6 exons. The record is from RefSeq and is a predicted model, not a curated record.
AAGUGGGACAAAUGAAGUUCAUUUUCCACAGCUGAUGAUGGCGGAUGUUGUUGAAAAAGACACCAUGAAGAAUUACCACAUAGCGUCUGAGAAAAUUAACCCAGACAUCAGCCGCUAUCCUUACUGUAUUGUGUGGACACCUAUCCCCGUGUUAUCAUGGCUGCUUCCAUUCAUUGGUCACAUGGGAAUCUGCACUUCCACUGGAGUCAUCCGGGACUUUGCUGGGCCUUACUUCGUCUCUGAAGACAACAUGGCUUUUGGGAGACCAACAAAAUACUGGAUGCUUGACGUUAGCAAAGUCUACGCCAGCGGCUCCAACGCCUGGGACACAGCGGUGCACGACGCUUCAGAGGAGUACAAGCACAGGAUGCACAACCUCUGCUGUGACAACUGUCACUCACAUGUAGCCAUGGCUCUGAAUCUGAUGCGAUACGAAAACAGCACCUCAUGGAACAUGGUCAACCUCUGCCUCCUCGCUCUGAUCCAUGGAAAGCAUGUCAGCUGCGCAGGCUUCCUGAAGACGUGGCUGCCUUUCCUGAUGCUGAUGGGCGUCAUCCUCACAGUGGCCCUGGCCCUCAACCUCCGGUGACCUGGGAGGCAGGUUAAGGACACAGUGGAACCCCUGCAGGUCGGAUGUCGGGGUUUGACCUUUUUAAACAGGGAAAAAACUAAACAAAAAAAAAAAAAAAGAAAAAAAAAAAGGGCGGGGGGCAUCACACGGUGUCGAGCGAAAGUAACCGAGGAGAUAAGAGACUUCUCGCCUCACGCAGAGAGCGUUGAGCAGGACUGUCCAACACACGUGUACCAACGCUGGCAGGCGCCGUUUGUGGAGAGCAGGCGGCCCGUCACUGGCAUUACUCCAGCGGGCGAAGCUGGAAGUUUAAAUUCAGUUAUUUUGAGAGAAAUUGACUGAACACCCCCCCACCACCACAACAACAACAACAACAACAACAACAACAACGACAACAACAACGACAACGACAACAACUACCAGGACCAUACAAACACACUUAAUGGAUUAUGAUUGCUGGAAGCCUGACGGCAGGUUUCAGCCACCGCCACCUGCACAGUGUAGCAGGAAACACAUCCAUUGCCUUGCUUUUCAGAUUUUGAUGGUCUUACUUUGUAACGGAUUUGGGAGCGCAAUCCCAUGAUUCAGUGCUUCCAAGGAUGCCAUGUUUUUACCAGGGAGCACAAACAUGUUAAAUCAAUUAGAUGCCUUUCUAAGGAAUUUAUCGCAUUUCAUGCUUGAUCUAAUGUAGCUCUUCUACGGCACUGCGCCGUAAAUAUGCCGGAGCAGUUUGUAUUUUUGUGCAUUUUCUUACUCGUAUUCAGACUAACUCCGGAGGAUAUCAGAAAGUCUGCGUCUUCUAAAAAAAAAAAGAACAACAAAAAAAAACAAAAAAAAAAGAAAUAUUUUCUCAGAGAGUGCAUCACACGUGACCACCUCAUGGUACUACUUCAGUAGGUUUACGAUCGAUCGGUGUUUUCAUACCUUUAACUACAGAUCAUCAGAGCAAUGAUUGUAGCAACCUCAGUGAAUGUGGCUGUGGGAAAUACCUGAGAGAGAAACCGAGAGAACAGCAAAAGCAGCUCCUUUUGGUUUUUUCUGUACUCGUGCCAAAUGUAGGAGAAAACGCGAGACCAACUCAAACUGUGUCCUUGAAUAUGGAACUUGCUCUUCGGUGGAACAGCCCAAAGUUACGUUGAUGUCAGAGUUAUGACACCUGGUGUACUCGUUUUGUUUUUCAUCACUAAUUGUGAGUCUUAAGGGAAGAAGCAAGUGCCAGUGCCUAAAAACGACCUCUCUCUCUCUCUCUCUCUCUCUCUCUCUCUCUCUCUCUCUCAGAUCCUUUAUGUGUUAUAUUUUCAGUUGUUUUUGAUGCGUUAAAAAAAAAAAAAAAAAAAAAAAACGUUAAUUCCACAUGAUGGUUGGCACUCGAAAAUCCGUUGCCAUGGCUUUCGUUGAGUAGAUUCAAAUCCCCUCAUUGUUUGCAAUCAAACAGAAAAAAGUGUCGGGCCCUCUUCUUUGUCCACGGUGCUGCCAGAAGCAGCAGGUAGCCAGGAUCCUCAGGUUUUUCACGCUCUCGCCAACCCCUGCUGAAUAUCCCCAGCCCCCCCCCACCACCACCAACACCAACACCAACACCCUGUAGCGCCUGAUCAGCGUCGCUCCUGCUGUUUUCCACCUCUGCAGAUCAGAUUCGAAGGUCACUGUGAAAUGUCAGCGCUGUCUCACAAAGCUUUUGACACGUACCGGCCAACAUCCUGCAAUAAUCCAAAGUAGAUCAUUUAUAGUGUGUGAGCGUCUCGACCCAAAUCACGUGUGUUCUCUGUAGUGAGGGUUUGAUGCUAGCUAGGGCUAACACAGUGCCAGUUUUCUACACUGUGCUCUCCUCAUUGAGCUUCAGUUGGAAGCAGAUGUUCUCCGGCCUCUUGUGCGUCUUUCACCCAUGUUGCCUGUAAAUAUUUGAACACACAUUAUACUGUACACCAGGUGCUCUUUAUAUACUUUGCAAACUUGAUCGCUCACUACGGAUUUAUCCUUUGAAUAAUUUACAGCGUCAUUUUUGUUUCUGCAUAUCAUCUCUGCUCUGCAGCGAGUUUGUGUGUGCGUGUGUGUGUGUUUGUGUGUGUGUGUGUGUGUGUGUGUGUGUGUGUGUGUGUGUGUGUGCGUGCGUCUUUGUGAUGCACACGAUUGGAGAGAGCAUGUGAUUGCAUGCCAGCAUGUGCGUGUUGCAUGCAUGCAAGAAUAUAUGAGAGUUUGAGAAAGACUGUUCGACUCAUUCUGUGGCUUAAUAAUCACCUGCGUUUCAUUGCAGGCACCCGCCUACUGAUUGAGUUCUAUAUUUAUUACUCCAUAUCUUUAUCUUAAUCUCUUUCAACUUUUAUGCGAUUUGCUGGUAAAACCUUGCAAGAAUGAAUAAUAAAUUAGACUGUAACAGGCUUGAGUUAAUGUUGAUUCGAUGCAAUAGCCUGCGUCUGUGCGUAGCUUUAGAUUGUGGAAGACGAGAGCUGCAGAGUCAUUUUCUCAAAGCAUUAAAACAAGGAAAGAAAUGGAGAACCUGACCUCAACUUGAAAAGUGGAAAUAGUCAAUGUAAAAACACAUUGUUUUGGGAAUAUUUUAAAGCUGUGUCACUAGUAACUAGUGUUCAGAAGUGUCGAGUCUCAAAUAUUUCUGUUUUAAGUUAUUGGAAAAUUUUAUUUUUGGACUUGAGAUACAAGUGAGCCGACCGGUAGCCUUGCAUUGAGAGCGAUGUUACUAAAAGUAGCACGUGUUUCAAGAAAAAGAAAUCUGGAAAUACUCUCGUUAAGCCUAAACUACAGUGACGUUUCACAUCUCUGUCCAAACUUUCACUCGUAGAAAACAAACAGAAAAAGUGAAAAACGUCCUUUGGUUUCUCUGUGAUUGAGCUAAGUGUCAGGAAAAAAACGGGAGCCAAACUGUGUCCUUGAAUACGUCACUUGUUCCUCAGUGAAUCGGCUCAUUCAUCACACGUCGAGCUGAGAAUGAAAAGCCCUUUGAGGGGUCACCUGAUGGACAUUGUCAUUUCACCGCUUCUGACAGAAAUAUAUAGGCCUAUGUAUACUUUAGGACGAGAGAUAUAGAUAAAUAAUACACCGGUCCUUUUUAUCGGCGUGCAUGUGCGAGAAUGCAAAAUUCAGCGGAGAAACCAAUUUCAAUGGGUUUUCGACGUGGCCUGCUUCGGUGCCUUGUUGUAUCCAAGAGCCAGGUCCAGGAAUGUGGAGACCUGUGGUCCCAGCGAUUCAGACCGUUGACAAAAGACAGUUGGGAUGCUAUUAUUAGUGCCACUAUCAAUACUUAUACCAGUCUGCAAUUUUCCAAACCCUCUUUUGUUUCUCUAAUCCCCCCAAAAAUAUCUUUUAUGCUGCAGAUCAUAUGGCCCGCUGGGGAAUUUUAAGACUCCUGCAAGUGACUGUGUGAACUCUGAAUGUGUUUAUGACUUACAGCUAUAAUACCAAUAAAGAUGUCUAUUAUUGUAGAAAA